Haemonchus placei is the source of this 456-nucleotide messenger RNA. NCBI's taxonomy places the organism in Eukaryota, Metazoa, Nematoda, Chromadorea, Rhabditida, Trichostrongylidae. The record is from the annotation of a GenBank genome assembly.
AUGUCCUACCGGCCGAUCCAACAACUUUUUCCCUACCUCCGUUCGUUAAUUAUUGUUCUAACCUCGUGCCUAGUACCUUCAACCCUUCAGUUACACUGUCUCUUCACCUAUAUCAAAAACCGUAGCGGUUUCGGAGGGAGAGUGCAAGCAGAUGGCGUUUCACCAUCGCUGCGCACACGGCUUACAGCGCUUUCCGGUGCAUGGCGUGAACAAAACUCCUUAGCGCUCUUGUUCCCAUCCGCACCGUUUGGUUGUUCUGUGUCUCACUGCGAAGAGGUUUCAUGGAGAAUUGACCCCCCCAGCCGCCGUUGGGGACCCGUCUGCUUGUUCCUAUUCGCAGACGGUUCCUUUACCUUGGCGGACGGCUCAUUGCUCAUUUGGACUCCUGAUAAGGAGGGAGCCUGCAAGUACAUCAUCGUCUCUCGCCUCACAGGCUACCGCUUGAACACAAUAUGA